Arachis duranensis is the source of this 2180-nucleotide messenger RNA. Its product is annotated as cytochrome P450 734A1. Bases 195 to 1787 code for a protein of 530 amino acids. Gene Ontology annotation, biological process: brassinosteroid metabolic process; brassinosteroid homeostasis. The record is from RefSeq and is a predicted model, not a curated record. The transcript has 5 exons. Gene Ontology annotation, molecular function: oxidoreductase activity, acting on paired donors, with incorporation or reduction of molecular oxygen; iron ion binding; monooxygenase activity. Lineage: Eukaryota; Viridiplantae; Streptophyta; Magnoliopsida; Fabales; Fabaceae.
GCCGUUGGCCUUGCUUGCAUCUUUCUCUCUCUCUCUCUCUUUCUCUUUCUCUUUCUCUCUCCAUAUGCGUAUUAAAAAGCCAAGAAAGCCACUAACACUCAGCAACAACACAACACACACACACAUAGCUACAUAAGAAGCAACCCAAAGCCUCCUCCUCUCUCUCUCUCUCUCUCUCUCUCAUUCAUUCAUUCAUGGAAGAAGAACGGGUGGUGGUGUGGUUGUCGUGGGUGAAGGUGGUGUCGUUGAGUUGCGUAGUGGUGUUGGUGGCGCUGAGGGUGGCAGUGCUCCUAUGGUGGAGACCUAUGAGGAUUCAAGCCCAUUUCUCAAGACAAGGAAUCAGAGGACCCCCUUAUCGCUUCUUCAUUGGUAACGUGAAGGAGUUAGUCUCCAUGAUGCUCAAGGCUUCUUCUCAACCCAUGCCUUUCUCUCACAACAUUCUCCCUCGCGUCCUCUCCUUCUACCAUCACUGGAAGAAAAUCUAUGGUGCAACAUUCAUAGUAUGGUUUGGACCGACUGUUCGACUUACGGUGUCUGAUCCAGACCUUAUCCGUGAAAUCUUCACAUCCAAGUCAGAAUUGUAUGAGAAAAACGAAGCUCCCCCGCUUGUGAAGCAGCUUGAAGGCGAUGGACUCCUGAGCCUGAAAGGAGAGAAGUGGGCUCACCACCGCAGAAUCAUCUCUCCCACUUUUCACAUGGAAAAUCUCAAGCUGUUGAUACCGGUGAUGGGAACAAGCGUGGUUGAGAUGUUGGAGAAGUGGUCGGAAAUGGGGGAGAAAGGUGAGGUGGAGAUCGAAGUUUCCGAGUUGUUUCAGAGCUUAACGGAAGACGUUAUUACCAGGACAGCAUUCGGAAGCAGCUACGAAGAUGGCAAAGCCAUUUUUCGCCUUCAAUCCCAACAAAUGCUCUUAGCCGCCGAUGCUUUUCAAAAAGUCUUCAUUCCCGGUUACAGAUUUUUUCCAACAAGGAGGAAUAUAAAAUCAUGGAAAUUGGAGAAGAAGAUAAGGAAAUCGUUGGUGAGGCUGAUAGAGAGGAGGAGAGAGAGCAAUAGUGGUAGUGAAGGGGCGAAGGACUUGUUGGGGCUGAUGAUAGAAGCGUCGAUGGGGAAGGGAAAGAAUGGGAAUAGUGUGAGUGUGACGGUCGAUGACAUAGUGGAGGAGUGCAAGAGCUUCUUCUUUGCGGGGAAACAAACCACAUCCAACCUGCUGACGUGGACAACCAUCCUCCUGGCUAUGCACCCACACUGGCAGGUGCAGGCACGUGACGAGGUCCUCUCUAUGUGUGGAUCACGUGACCUCCCCACCAAGGACCAUGUUGUCAAGCUCAAGACGCUGAGCAUGAUUGUGAACGAGUCCCUAAGGCUAUACCCACCCACAAUAGCCACCAUAAGGCGGGCAAAAGCUGACGUGGACUUGGGUGGUUACAAGAUACCACGUGGGACAGAGCUCUUGAUUCCAAUCCUGGCCGUCCAUCACGAUCAGGCAAUAUGGGGCAACGACGUCAACGAAUUCAAUCCUGGCCGUUUCUCGGAAGGCGUUGCCCGAGCAGCAAAGCAUCCAGUGGCCUUCAUUCCUUUCGGUCUAGGUGUGCGCACAUGCAUCGGACAAAACCUCGCCGUUUUACAAACAAAACUAGCCCUUGCAAUCAUACUCCAGCGUUUUAGUUUCAGGUUGGCCCCAAAUUAUCAACACGCACCAACGGUCCUCAUGCUUCUCUAUCCUCAGUAUGGGGCCCCCAUCCUAUUCCACCGUCUCCCCAAAACCGAUCAUCAAGAUCAACGCUUGUGAUUCACUUGUGGCUUUCCAUGUAUCCUGUAUGUGUGCAAGCUUGUGUAGAGUAUUAACUAUUAAGUAUAUAAUGUUGCCUUCAAUUUAGGGACCAAAUUAGCCCUCCCUUGUGGCUUUUUUCUCUCUAAAAUAUAUAAAUAUAUGUGUAGAGUUGAGAGAGAUGUGUGGUUAGCAAAAUUACGGUGGUGCCCUCUCCCUGUUUAUCUACAAAAAUACUGACUCUAGCAUGUGAGCUUUGGUUUCGUUAUUGGCCAAGUGUCUUAUGCCAAUUCAAAAUGUAGCUAGUGUGAGUGAGUUAUAGGACUAAACUAGUAGGUGGCUAACAAUUCCCUAGAGGUACUUAACAUGUGUAUCUUGUGCAUAUUUUUUUUUAUAUAUUUUUCCUUUCCUUUU